Molecule: messenger RNA, 2210 nt
Organism: Girardinichthys multiradiatus
Lineage: Eukaryota; Metazoa; Chordata; Actinopteri; Cyprinodontiformes; Goodeidae
Product: rho GDP-dissociation inhibitor 1-like
Exons: 7
Coding region: 145-756 (203 amino acids)
Biological process (GO): Rho protein signal transduction
Cellular component (GO): cytoplasm; membrane; cytosol
Molecular function (GO): protein binding; Rho GDP-dissociation inhibitor activity
Source: RefSeq, a predicted model, not a curated record
AGUAACGAACGCACUUACUGCAGAGGCACCUGAAAUCACUGCUGCUUUUCUACUUUAAGCGAUGUUAUCCCGAAACAGAGUUAGGGCAGCAGCAUGGAGAUAAAUGAUGCUUUUUGCAGAACCUGACAGCAGCAGACCAGAGACAUGGCUGAGGAUGAGGUGACCCCGGAGCAGCUAGCAGCCAUCGCCGCCGAAAAUGAGGAGCCGGAGCCAGUGAACUACAAGCCACCAGCGCAGAAGUCUGUGAAAGAGAUCCAGGAGCUGGAUAAAGACGAUGAAAGUCUACGCAAAUACAAAGAAGCCCUGCUUGGCCCCGGGGUCACCGAAGCUGAUCCACAUGCUCCCAAUGUCCAGGUGACCCGUAUGGCACUGGUCUGUGAAAGCGCACCGAAUCCUCUGGUCCUGGACCUGCAAGGAGACCUAGAAGCCUUUAAGAAGCAGGCCUUUGUGCUAAAGGAGGGAGUAGAAUACAAAAUAAAAAUCAGCUUUAAGGUGAACAAGGAGAUUGUUUCCGGUCUGAAGUAUGUGCAGCAGACGUUCAGGAAAGGAAUGAAAAUUGAUAAAACGGACUACAUGGUGGGCAGCUAUGGGCCUCGCCCGACUGAAUACGACUUCCUGACCACGAUGGAGGAGGCUCCUAAAGGCAUGCUGGCCCGUGGCAACUACGUCAUCAAAUCCAAGUUUACUGACGACGAUAAGCACGAUCACUUGUCCUGGGAGUGGAACCUCAACAUCAAGAAAGACUGGAACGAUUAAAAAGAGGCCUUUGUGUUUGGGGGGAGUGUGUGAUGGGGUGGAUCCCUCCACCCCCACCCUCCUCCUUUCCUCAUCCUGUGUCCACCAUUUCUGCCUUUUUGGUUUUUACUUUGCGUUUCAUGCUCUCAUGCCUUAGUUCUGGCCUGAAUGUCUUAACAAACGCACCCUGCUAUCCGUCCAUUUCAUCACUACCUCCAAGACGUCUCAUUGGUUGCACAUGACCCUCCUUUGUUCACAGACCUGCUAUGUAGCACCAAGCCUCCUCACACCCAGUUCUGGUCCUCCUGAUUUUAGCUGCUUGAAGAGAUUAACCGUCCCCCUGCCUUCCACCCCGCCCCCAGAAUGGUGUCUUCCUCUUUCAGUAUGAAGUACAUGUGGACAAGCAACUGUACAAUCAACUUUUGUUUGCCUUUUUUUUUUUAUAUCUAAUUGUAUCAAUGGUUGUGUAAUGUGACUGUAUUCACAUGUUAACCAGCUGUUGUGUUCAUAGCUAACCCCACCGCAUCCACCCUUCCCUCCCUCCCAGUAGCAUUCCUUUGCUUGGUGUCUUUUGAUACAAGAACCGAUACCUGCCUUGUAACAACAGUUCGAUCGGAGCUGCUCUGUAGCACCUUCGCUAAAUGUAUUCACCCCUCCUCCCCCCCCGUAUCCAGGGGGUUGGGGCCAAAGUCAACAAGUGAGUGUCGAGUAUAAAAGUAGCUGCCUUAUGUUUAAGCUUAUCAAUGUGUCUUCAGUGUAUGAGCAGCACUGUUUUAACAGUUGGUCUGUUUCUGAAGGGCUUCGUUUCACUACCAUCUGUUGCCCUGCAGUAGUAGAGAUUGUUGAACAGGUUACUGGUAUGCAGCUCUGCACAAGCCCACUGCCCCCCCCCCCCCCCCAACCGUUCUUAAUUAAUUCCUGUAUGUUCCGACUGCAUUGGGGAAAAAAACGUUAAUCCAGUUUUGGCACUCUUGCUUCUCCCAGCCAUGAGGCCUUAGUACCAAACUACAGUCAUGUGUAGGAAAAUUAACAUUAUGUUAUUUUGUUUUUGUUGUUGUUCCCUUUUGCCUUAUUGUGCACCAUUCCCACUACAUUGCUCAUUCAGAUUGUUAAGAGGAGGUGUGGAGGAGGCUGAGCCAGGCACCGUCUGCUGCUGCCGCCGCCACUGCCGGAGACCUCGGCGGUGUCUGGUCUCAACCUGCUGACUGACGGGGCCUCGAGCCUUUUAACAUGAGCGACCCACCCAGAACACAAUAUCAGGUGACACUAAACUAACUAAUAAUGUUAAAUGAAAUUAACUCGUACUGUACCAGAACAUCUGGAUGCAAAACACUUUCUUCAUAUUGCUAUGUAUUCCUGCACCAUACAUUCCUUCACAUUGUACAGUUUCUAUGAAAACGCUGGCAUGCUGGUGGGGUUGUAUAUUAUAUCAUCAUUCGUGGUUGCUCUUGUUGGUCAAUAAAGAUUUUGCUCAA